Molecule: messenger RNA, 2422 nt
Organism: Penaeus indicus
Lineage: Eukaryota; Metazoa; Arthropoda; Malacostraca; Decapoda; Penaeidae
Product: ectonucleoside triphosphate diphosphohydrolase 1-like
Exons: 6
Coding region: 1-1035 (344 amino acids)
Cellular component (GO): plasma membrane
Molecular function (GO): hydrolase activity
Source: RefSeq, a predicted model, not a curated record
AUGGUGCAGGAACUGAGGAAUGAAGUUAAAUUUAAGUUAAUUAUCCAGAGUCAAUCUUUCCUCUGCUAUGGAAUUGGACAAGCCCAGCAUCGUCACAACUUCCUCCUGUUGACUGAGAGCAAGACCAGUGGAGGGAACUCAUCCAACCCAGAGGUUCCUGUGGACCCUUGCUUGCCAACAGGAGCAAGUCAUGAAAUAUCUGAAUUGGACUUGAACGGUCCCUGUACACUCACUGGGGAUAAAAGACCUGAGUUAGCUUCUAUGUCAAAAAUGAGCCAGAGCAAGAUGAAGAAGAUUUUUAAAAAUUACAUGGGAAAAGGAGAUGAUGAAGAUCUGGAAGAAGCCUUGAGAUUAGCAUCAGAAGCUUUAGGAAGCGACACAAAGGUAGCACCUCAGGUUAUCACGGGGUCUAGCAAUGCCAAGGAAUGUGAUCGAAAAAUGGAGCAACUGUUCGAUCUUCAGUUUUGCAAGAAAACAUUCAGAUAUGGUGAUUGCAUGAAUGCCAAGCUGGUUCCUGCUGUGACCGGAGACUUGAUUGCAUUUUCUGGCCUUUUUUACCAUCUGAUGCUGCUGUUACAAGUGAAGUCAGAUUCUAGCUUGGAUGACUACAAGGUUGCUGUUGAUCGUGUGUGCUCAUUGGAGUCAGAAGCCUUAUAUGCUGCCUAUCCUGAUGUGGACAAAGAUAUAGUGGAAGACUUGUGCUUUGAUGGCAUGUAUGUGUACAAACUCCUAACAGUUGGCCUGGGUAUUGACAGCUCAUCAUGGAGUAAUAUAGACUUCAGUCAUCAGGUGAAGGGCAUGGAUAUUGAAUGGCCUUUGGGCUUCAUGCUGAACAAGACCACCAGUUUCCCUCCUGCUCACACAGACCGUCCUCUGACUGCUACCACGUUUUCACUGUUGCUUUUCCUCUUCUCAGCAUUCCUCUUCAGCGGCAUACUCUUCCUACGUCACUCCAUCAAGAUCAGGAAGCACAGUGCCUCUUAUCAAAGGGUAAUUGCAGACCAUUUUGAUCAUGAACUCCGUAGGUUUAUAUGAGGAUAGGAAAACUUCUUGCGGCAUUUUUUAAGAGAUAAAGAGACAUGGACAUUGGUAAAUAUUUGAAGAGAUCAACAGUAAAAGCAUUUUGUUUCCAGAUGAGAUUUUUGGACGCUUCCGAAAUAUUGGAGCUGUCUGCUGGGGGUUGGGGGGUAAUGUGCCUGGUUUUUAACCCCAUUUGUCUUUCGUUUGUGGUAAAUGGAAAUGUUCGUAAAUUUGUUGGAAAACUUUAGUUACUAGACUUCAUAUAUACCUCAUAUAUCCUGUAGGAUUAAAACAUUAGUCUUCUGUAUCUUUCUUUCUCUUGGUCUGUUCUAAUUUUCCUUUUGGUGUUACGUAAAGUAGAUUUUUCUUGUAUGUAGAUAUCUAAAUGCUAUUUCCUUAGGAAUUUGGUUGUUAAGAGUUACUGAAAGUAGAAAUGGAUACCUUCAAAAUCUAUUCUGUUGUGAUAAAUGUCAAUCAAUUCAAAGAUAUGUUUGUCCGAUAUUUCUAUAAAGCGUGUAUUGUAAGGUUUACACACUUUUUGGGGGUUGUGUUCAGCAUGUUUGAUAUGACUUCAUAAUGAUGGUAUUGAGAACAGCUGGUAGAAAUGUAAAAAUUUAUGGUUGUGAAUUUGUGUUCAUAUGUUACAAAAAAAAAUAUUUUUGUUUGUUGGAUUACCAGUCUUUUUCAUGCUGAGAUCACAUUGUAAGUAAAGUCUGGUCUCUUACUAGGAUUAUCAUAAACUUAGUAAGGAAAGUAUAUUAUGAAAUUGAUAUGUAAUGAAGGUAUUUCAUCAUUUACUGUGAAUUUGUAAUUCUACGGAGGUUCAUCAACUCUUUCUUUCUUGUGCAGACAUUUCCCAAAUGUUAAGUAAUUUUGAAUAAAAGAAAUUAUGACGCAAGCUUUAAAAAAAAAUAGCUGUAUUAUAGAACUAUGGCUUAAUUUUACCUGGAAUUAUAGUCACUAACAAUUGAUAAAAGAUAUUGUUAGUUUAGGAAAGGGAGUCUUUAUAGUUACCAAAUAGAGCAUUGUCAUAAAUAUUUUCAUAUAGAAGAAGAUGCUUCUUUGUCAUUGUUUAUUUUGGAAACGUACACUUGAAAUCCAUAAUUCAGUUUAAAAAACCUGUAGGUGUUUUUAUUUAAUGAAAAUAUUUAUUUCCAAGGUACGAAAAUUAAGAUGCAAAGAAUGUAAGCCUAAAGAUAUUCAAAUCAAAGUAAGCUUUAUGAUACAGAAUAUUGAAUUAUGGGUUAUUGAUGUAUGUUUUUGAAAAAAAUUGUAUUAUUGUGAUUUGUAUUAUAGCAUUUGUUUGUAAACUCUUUAAAAAAGAACACACUUCUUGGGUGUCUGUUUACAAAAUCUUAAAAGAACGUUAUCAGUAAAAGUUUAUUUUUCCCUGCAAAAUUAA